UCCAUCUGCUGUAGUGACUCUGCUGUGGUUCUCGUCAUUCAGAAUGAAAUAAGGUCUCUUCCUUUCUUCCUGGAGAAACGCACGCGCAGUUCUGUCUCAUUCCCGCGAAACGAGGAAGUACACCUGUACCUUUACUGAGAUGGCGCGGUCCUAACGUUAUUAACAUUGUAGCCUAAAUCUAGCUAAGUUUUUUAUUUCAUCAAACGCUGUAUACAUGUGACGCUGUAGAGUACUGUGUUUUACUACCUCGACGUUAAAUUGCCGAAAACUACAACGACGACGAGUAUUUCCUCCUCCAGUCUCCGACUUUAACUCCGUCAGGUGUUACUUUCGGUUUAAUUUCUGUCGGUAAAGGCGUUGUUGUUGACAGCUGAUCAACUUCAGCUUUUAUCUCCACAUAAAAUGCAUUAUUAUCUCAGAAGGACAGUGCAGUAAAUGAAUUAUUUUUGGAUGACAGUGAUUUUGCUCGUGACUGGUGCAUCUGCUGUGAAGAUAGAUGUGUCAGUGAUGGAGGGAGAUUCAGUCACUCUACACACUGAUGUUACAAAAACCCAAGACAACAAAGUGCAAUGGUAUUAUAAUGGUGUUCGCAUCGCUCAAAUCACUGGAGAUCCCAAUGAGACCUGUACAGAUGUUCAGUGUAAUAAUGAAGAUAACUGGAGAUUCAGAGACAGACUGCAUCUGGAUCAUCAGACUGGAUCUCUGACCAUCACAAACAUCACAAACACAGACUCUGGAUUUUAUAACCUGCAGAUAAUCAUCUUCCCCGGCAGCAGUAGCAGUAAAAAGAUCUUCAAUGUAACUGUCCAUGGUGUUUCUGCUGCUGAUCAAGAAGAAAUGAAGAGAAAGUCAGUGAAGGAGGGAGAAUCUGUUACUUUGGAUCCUGGUGUCAUGAAAAAAACUGAUGAUUUGAUGAAGUGGUAUUUUAAUGACAUUCCCCUCAAUGAAAUCUCUGGAAAUCAGAGCAGUAUCUGUUCAGAUGAUGAGUGUAAAGAGAGAUUCAGAGACAGACUGAAGGUGAAUCAGACUGGAUCUCUGAUCAUCACAAACACCAGAAUCACAGACUCUGGAGAAUAUAAACUACAGAUCAUCAGCAGUGGAUUCAGCAUCACGAGGAGAUUCAGUGUUAAUGUCUCUGCUGUUCCUGAUUCAGGUCUGUCUCCAGCUGUUGUAGCAGGAAUAUCUGCAGCUCUUGUUCUGCUGACAGUGACCGGAGCUGCUGUGGUUUACUAUCUCCGCAGACCAAAGGAUGGUAAAUGUUACAUACGGCUGAUUUAAUAUGGAAAUAUGAUA
This is a messenger RNA of Carassius auratus (goldfish), 1293 nucleotides long. RefSeq lists its product as uncharacterized. The transcript has 4 exons. The record is from RefSeq and is a predicted model, not a curated record. Bases 436 to 1278 code for a protein of 280 amino acids. Lineage: Eukaryota; Metazoa; Chordata; Actinopteri; Cypriniformes; Cyprinidae.